Hordeum vulgare subsp. vulgare (domesticated barley) is the source of this 1563-nucleotide messenger RNA. RefSeq names its product BTB/POZ domain-containing protein At1g55760. Bases 414 to 1409 code for a protein of 331 amino acids. Lineage: Eukaryota; Viridiplantae; Streptophyta; Magnoliopsida; Poales; Poaceae. Gene Ontology annotation, molecular function: protein binding. The transcript is spliced from 4 exons. The record is from RefSeq and is a predicted model, not a curated record.
CGGCACCCUCCCUCCCACAGUCCCACUCCCAUGCCCCUCUGCCAUCCCAUCCCACCACCACCACCACCACCACCAUAUAGCCGCCACUGCACCCCCAGUCCCCCACCCCACCCCACCCCACCUCGCCUCCUUGCCACUCCCCAAGAACCGGGACGGAGAGCCCUCCGCGACUCCUUGUCCGCGCGCGCGCCUCCUGCAUGCCGCUGUGACCGUGAGUCGUCCGUCGUAGCGAUCUACACAUCCAUGUCCAUGUCGUGCUGAGUGGUUGGCGUUUGGGGUUUGGCCGUGCGCGCGCGUGGGCUGGCGGCAGUACAUGAGGAGGAGGGGCCGCGGGGAGCCUGGGGAAGGGGGCGCUGGGGCUGCUGGGCUGCGUCGAUGAGGUGGUGGCGGCGGUGGCGUCGUCGUGGGGGGCCAUGAGCGCCGCGGGGUCCCGGGUCGACGCGGCGCCGCGGCUCGCGCAAUGGCGCGUCGACGCGCUCCCCUGCUACACCUACCGCAAGUCCGACUCCUUCCGCGUCGGCCUCUGGAACUGGUACCUGUCUGUGGAGAGAAACAACAAGCAAACCUGCGUUAAGCUCUUUGCAGAGUUGUCAAAUUCUGCCAAGAACACAGCCCCCGCACCGAUAGCCUCCUUUGUCACGAAACUUCUGAUAUCCUUUCCUCCAAACCAAAAGAUCAUAGAGCAUCCAGGAAUCUUGGACAAGCCUCUGAAACACGAAGGAUUUGUGUGGACGGUUGAUAGUAGUUUUACAGGAAGAUUUGUGAUUGAGAUAGAGUUUCUGGACCUCAAAGUUGCAGAUUCAUCUGGCGGUGAACCUGCCUCGAUCUGGGCCUCGCGCCAAAUCAAGCAGUCCUCAGACAACACCGCGCUGUCAUCCCUCGCAAGGAUGCUGCACGAGGGCAUCCUCACCGACAUCACCAUCAACGCCGACGACGGCAGCAUCAGGGCGCACCGCGCGAUCCUGGCGGCCCGCUCGCCCGUCUUCCGGAGCAUGUUCUCGCACGACCUCAGGGAGAAGGAGCUCUCCACGGUGGACAUCUCCGACAUGUCCCUCGACGCGUGCCGGGGCUUCCUCAACUACAUCUACGGCGACCUGCGAAGCGAGGAGUUCGUCGCGCACCGGCUGGCCCUCCUCGGCGCCGCGGACAAGUACGACAUCGCCGACCUCAAGGAGGCGUGCCUCGAGAGCCUGCUGGAGGACAUCGACACCCGGAACGUGAUCGAGCGGCUCCAGACGGCGCACCUGUACCGGCUGCAGAGGCUCAAGGAUGGCUGCCUCAGGUUCCUCGUGGAGUUCAGGAAGGUGUACGAGGUGCAGGACGAGUUCAGCGCGUUCCUUCAGACGGCGGACAGGGACCUGGUGGCUGAGGUGUUUCAGGGCGUUCUUGCGGCGUGGAGUGGCCGGUGAGCUCUGCGUCUGGGUCUGGGGUGGCCGUGGUGGUGUUCCAUUGGUGGCGCAUUGUUUGAUGGAUUCUUGCUCGUGCAGCUUGUAAAUAGCGCGUGCAAGCCAUUGUUUGUUGGCCGUAAAGUUUAACGUGUAUAUCUCGAUUGGAUUUUGUUCA